AUGUCCAAGACCAACUUUACCGACAACGCCGACACCUACGCCGCGGCGCUCCUCAGCCUGUUCCGGGGCAAGCUCGAAGAUACAGAGUCCGACCUCGAAAAGCUCUUCACUCCAGACUUCACUAUUCGUGACACACGCAACGAUGGACUCGGAAAAGUGCGGGACUACGCAGCUUGGGUCGAGCACGUCAAGAUGCUUCGCACGCUUGACCUCGGCAUUGUGGACUUCAAGAUUGUCCAGUUUCUGCGCGACGGGUCGCAGCUCGCCGAGCGUCACACGGCGCAGGGCAAGGGGCCCGAAGGCAAAGUUGUACGGACUGAGACGCUUCAGUUCGCUGAAAUUGCCGAGGACGGACGUAUCAAGUUUAUCGUCGAAACUGUCUCCGUCUUUGAGUAG
Colletotrichum truncatum is the source of this 396-nucleotide messenger RNA. RefSeq lists its product as uncharacterized. The record is from RefSeq and is a predicted model, not a curated record. Lineage: Eukaryota; Fungi; Ascomycota; Sordariomycetes; Glomerellales; Glomerellaceae.